This is a messenger RNA of Pseudophryne corroboree (corroboree frog), 5374 nucleotides long. It is a transcript of the gene ANO6, whose product is annotated as anoctamin 6. Gene Ontology annotation, cellular component: plasma membrane. The record is from RefSeq and is a predicted model, not a curated record. The transcript is spliced from 20 exons. Gene Ontology annotation, biological process: calcium activated phosphatidylcholine scrambling; calcium activated phosphatidylserine scrambling; chloride transmembrane transport. Gene Ontology annotation, molecular function: chloride channel activity; protein dimerization activity. Lineage: Eukaryota; Metazoa; Chordata; Amphibia; Anura; Myobatrachidae. Bases 695 to 3427 code for a protein of 910 amino acids.
CCCCUUCGCUGUGUGUGACCAUCUCCCGGAGCAGCAGCUACAGCUUCAUGGAGGAGACGGCUCUAAACUCUCGCUCCUCGGUCUCCCAACUGACGCGCAUAUAGAGUUCCUCAGCGGCAGGUGUCGCUGCUAGGAGCGGGUAUCGUCCGGCGUUUCGGAUUCUGGUCCGGUCUGGCUUUCACAGAAUCCCCACAAUUAGAAGCAACCAGCAGCGACUAUUCCCUUUCCAUUCCCUGCUGCACUCCCUAGCUGCGGACAUACACGGCCACGUACUUUGCCAGUUUAAUCUCCUUGUAAUACCGGCUAUGUCUUCAGGGAGAGGGGAGCUGCAGCUUUACUGAGGAAUGCAGAGUAGUGUGUGUGUGUAUGUGUAUCAUCAUCCUCUCCCACAGCACACACAGCCCCUCCUCCGUCCCACAUCAGUCCCUGGGCGCUGCACAGCUCUGCUACUUAGUACUUACCAAACAACAAUGUGCCCGACACGCUAGGCUCUGCACGGACCGGGCUCCUACUCUCCUCUCUGCCAGGUUACCUCAGUUGGAUUAAUAGGUCCGGAGAGAAGCUGCGCCUCCCGAGCCCAACACCCUGCAACUUCAUCGGUCUUUGCAUCGGAGCGUCCAGGUCCCGCUCUCCCUCCCUUCCUGCACAGCCGCUACCCAGAGCCUGUUACACGGAGUAACUUACAGCCCACACCAUGGCCUUUAUCAGCGAUGAAACGGCGCUGGAGCUGGAUGAGAUGUCAGAGGAUGGGGAGAUGAUAGUUUCUGAUGAAAUGGAGCAAACCAUAUAUCCAACAUAUGGGACUGUCCAAGAAAAUGCACCCAGAAUUCAUACUGCAGAAAUGGUAGAAUUUAAUCAAAACUCUGAAUCCUUAUACUUUAAUGAUGAUCAAAGGCGGAUUGAUUACAUAUUAGUAUAUGAAGAUGAGACGCUGAAGGAGCAAACCAAGAAUACAAAGAAAUUCUUCUAUCUUAAGCAACAGAAAAAGCGACAAGCCUAUGAGUCCAAUCUUAUGAGGAAUGGCUUACAGCUAGAGGCUACACGAUCUGUGGCUGAUGACAGACUCGUGUUUGUGAAGGUGCAUGCACCAUGGGAGGUGCUGUGUACAUAUGCAGAAGUGAUGCACAUCAAGCUGCCGUUACAACCCAAUGAUCUGAGGCAGAAGAAAUCCGCUUUUAAUUGGUUUAGAAAAAUCUUUAGCGUAAGUGAAGCUGUAAUUAAACCAGAACAAGAAUUCUUCACUGCACCUUUUGAAAAGGAUCGUAUGGAUGAGUUUUAUAUCCAGGACAGAGAAAUCUUUUUCACUCCCGCAACAAGAAGCCGAAUUGUGCACUUCAUUCUGUCCCGGGUUGAGUAUGCAGUUAAAGAUAAUGUGAAAAAAUUUGGCAUUAACAAACUCCUGGACUCGGGCAUUUACAAGGCAGCAUAUCCUCUUCAUGAUUGUAGGUUUAACGUUCCAGCGGAAGACCCCAGAUGUCCCAAUGAGAGAAAUCUGUUGUACAGAGAGUGGGUGCACCCCUGGAGUUUUUACAAGUUACAGCCUAUGGAUCUUAUAAGAAAAUACUAUGGUGAGAAAAUUGGAAUCUAUUUUGCUUGGCUUGGUUUCUACACUCGCAUGUUGCUACUGGCAGCUGUAGUGGGACUUGGAUGUUUCUUAUAUGGCUACAAGUCUCAGGAAUCCUGCACCUGGAGCAAAGAAGUCUGUGACCCUAGUAUUGGAGGAAACAUCAUUAUGUGUCCACAGUGUGACAAGGAGUGUACAUAUUGGUACCUUAAUAUCACAUGUGAAUCAUCAAAGAAACUUUGUAUUUUUGACAGUUUUGGAACACUUGUGUUUGCAGCCUUCAUGGGAAUAUGGGUUACUUUAUUCCUUGAAUUUUGGAAGCGCAGACAAGCUGAACUUGAAUACGAAUGGGACACUGUUGAGUUUUUAGAGCAAGAAGAACAGCCUCUUCCAGAAUAUGAAGCAAAAUGUACCCAUGUAGUUGUGAAUCCCAUUACUCAGCAAGAAGAACAUGUGCCUUACACCACCUGUGGAAAGUGCCUGAGGAUGGCUUUCUGUACAAGUGCAGUGCUCUUCUGGAUAAUGUUAAUAGUUGCAUCGGUAGUUGGGAUCAUUGUAUAUCGACUUUCUGUUUUCCUGGUAUUUUCUGCAACAUUGCCAAGGAAAAUUAAUGGAACGGAAGCAAUUCAGAAGUACUUGACUCCGCAGACUGCCACCACAGUCACUGCAUCCAUAAUAAGCUUCAUCAUUAUCAUGCUCCUAAACAUGCUGUAUGAAAGAGUAGCCAUAAUGAUCACAGACUUUGAGCUGCCAAGAACAAAGACAGAGUAUGAAAACAGCCUUACCACAAAGAUGUUCCUCUUCCAAUUUGUCAAUUAUUACUCUUCUUGUUUCUACAUCGCCUUCUUCAAGGGGAAAUUUGUGGGGUACCCUGGAGAUCCAGUAUACUGGUUUGGAAGAUUUCGCAAUGAGGAAUGUGAUCCUGGUGGCUGUCUUCUCGAGCUAACAACACAACUGACCAUUAUAAUAGGAGGCAAAGCUAUAUGGAAUAAUAUCCAGGAAAUUCUUGUGCCAUGGAUAAAAAACAUUAUUGUACGAUGUCGUUCUUCAGGGAUAGAAACAAUUAAGCCACGGUGGGAACAGGAUUACCAUUUACAACCCUUCGGAAAAUUGGGAUUGUUCUAUGAAUAUCUUGAGAUGGUUAUCCAGUUUGGAUUUGUUACCCUGUUUGUGGCGUCAUUUCCGCUCGCCCCUCUUUUGGCCCUUGUGAAUAAUUUAUUGGAAAUUCGUGUGGAUGCAUGGAAACUCACAACUCAGUUCCGCCGGAUGGUACCCGAAAAGGCGCAGCACAUUGGAGCCUGGCAGCCAAUCAUGCAAGGAGUAGCAAUACUUGCUGUGGUGUCAAAUGCUAUGAUUAUUGCCUUCACAUCAGAUAUGAUACCUCGAUUGGUUUAUUACUGGUCUUUCUCUGUACCACCCUAUGGUACACAUACUUCUUAUACCAUGCAAGGAUACAUUAAUAAUACACUUUCAGUCUUCAACAUAUCAGAUUUCAAAACUGAAAGCAGACCGGUUCCACCACCUUGGUUUGGCACUCAAACUACAUGCAGAUACCGUGAUUUCCGAUAUCCCCCAGGCCAUGAGCACCAGUAUGAGCACAGUAUAUUUUACUGGCAUGUUAUUGCUGCCAAACUCUCUUUUCUUAUUGUUAUGGAGCAUAUUGUCUACUUUGUCAAGUUCAUUAUAUCAUACAUAAUCCCAGAUGUUUCUGAUGAAAUCAAAGACAAAAUCAAGAGGGAGAAGUACCUCAUUCAGAAGCUUUUACACGAGAGGCACCUGAAAAAUACAAAAAAGCAAAUGGGAAGUUUGGCUGAGAAACUCCGGAAAGGCAUGGACAUCAUUGCUGUGAACAAAUCAGACUAGCUCUCUACGGGUCUAAGUUGCACAAGCCAAGUACAUUACAGAGUACAAUCAUUUGGUUAAGACCUUAUACAAUGCAAGUGUAUGGAAUGGUGUCCAAGAGGAAUACAUCUAUGCACUAAAUACUUCUCAAAUUAUUUCUUUACAAUGUAAUUUUUCAUUUAAAAAAUGUUUUCAAUCAUGGAAAAAAUAUCCUUAAAUAUUUUAUACUUGUAUUGCAUUGUGCUUACAGGUGCUGUACAAUAGCCAGUGUACCUUAAUGCGUGAUCAAUUCUGUUACCUGUUGUCCAGAAGGCUAAUAUUUCAUAUACUGAUGUUUGGAAGUGCCACUAUGAGGCUUAGGAUUGGUUCCCUAGUGGCCACCAAAGUAUUUGGGACUGUCCCAGCCACUUGCGUCCUCCCAACCUCCCUGAACACUGCCACUACCUGUAAGCGGCAUCCGUCCGAUAUAGGCAUAAUUUUGCACGUCAGAAAGAAUUGUUUAUAUUCACUGUUCAAAGUCAUGAUUUAUGUUUGCGUAACAUAAGGAUACCUGCAUGACCUUUGUGCCUUAAGCAGUGGACUAUUUGCAAUGAAAAGGGAAGAUAGUUAUAUUAUGAAAAGGAAAACCACUUUUUAGCUACAAAUAUUGCCUUAUAAGCCUUUUAUGAAGAAAUAUUCCUAUUGUCUGUGCCACUAUUUCAAUGUCCCAGCUGGAUCUGUGGCAUGACUCUGUACCUCUUCAACUAGCUUACACAUUUCCAAGCAGUGCCAAAUAUAAAUGAUAUAAAUGUAAUUCUGAACAUAAACAAUAUGGUAAGUUUUUUGUAAGCAUGUUGACUCGUGUUCCGUUAAUUGAAAAUCUCCAAGAUACCUUUAUGAACAAAUCUGAUUAAAAAAAUGCACCGAUUAAAUGAUAUCUUGAAAUUGUAGUCUAAGGGCUCAUACAUUCACCGCAGCUGGAACACCUAUGCAAACAGAGACCAUAAUUCCUAUAGUGAAAUGGAUGCUAAUACACAUUGGUAAUUAUCCAGAAGCUUUGUGGUACAUUAAUGAUACUUGUUCUGAUGACCUAGCUUGCGCUGAUCUUAGUACGAGCGCAUGUUGAUUUUAAGUACCAUUACUGAAACUUACAGGGGUACUGAGAAAUACAAAAACUGUGACUCUUUAGCCAUUUAACAUUUCAAUUUAUAUUGUAGUUUUGUGUAUUAUACUUAUAAAUAGUUAGAAGCAGAUACCAACUAAAAUGAGAACUAAUCGAAAAUGCAAAAAUAAUUUUUUCAUAUUCAUAUACAUAAAUCAGUUUCCGGCAUCUUUCAGUAGACAGGUGUGCGUAACAUUUAAAAAAAAUGAAAUGUCUCCAAAAGUACAAAUUAAUUUAUAUCCUCUAUUAGUUCCAACCUAAUUCUGAAGAAUUAUUACUUGAUCUAUUGCUUUAAUGUUCUAUUAGUAGGUGUUUCAUAUACUGUAAACACAGUUACAAGUAUUAGUGUAGGAUGCUGGUCAUUAAAUACAAGAAGACUUCCGGUUGUCCCUCUAUAAAUAUCCAAUAAAAAUCUGCAUUACUGCAAUAUUUACACAAGGUUGUUGUGACACUGAACCAGUGAAAACAGUUGCUGCAGUUAUUUCCUUGUGUGAAUGGGACUCUGGUAUCUUGCAUGAAAGAUCUAUUCACAUUUUACAUCCUUUCAUUUAUGGUAUAGCAUGCUGUAUAGUAAUAGAAUAUUUAUAUAUAAUUGCUAAUAUGUAAUGCAGUUUUAAAUAAAUUUAACCCAUGAUUAUUUUAAAUAGCUAUCUCAAUCAGAGCUCAUUUUCCUGUGAUCUUAAUAUUUAAUUAUAACCUCUUCAUGCUACAUUUAAUAGUUCUUUUCAGUAGACUUUUAUACAAUAGCAAGUUAAAUGCAUGUACACCAUGACCAUCCAAUUAUGUUACAUGGGGGCAGAUGUAUUAAGCCUGAAGAAGUGAUAAAG